CAGCUGGACACAGAGCUAAGUGUGUGCUCUCAGAAAGAUUAAAAAUACACAACUGAAAUGCAUUGCGCAUAGUGCUAUUUUGUGAUGCACUUCUGCGCAUUUUCGACGCAUAAUUGAUCGUCAAAUGGCCGCGACGUGACGUAUCCGGAAAGCGAGCUGCCAUUGGUCGACUACAGGGCGGGCUCUACAACACGGAAGACGACACGUACUGCAGAAAUGAAGAUCUGGAGCACGGAGCAUAUAUUCAGCUAUCCCUGGGAGACGGUGAUCAAAGCGGCGAUGAGAAAGUACCCCAAUCCCAUGAACCCCAGUGUGGUAGGAGUGGACGUCCUGGACAGGAACCUGGAUAAACAUGGCCGUCUCCACAGCCAUCGGCUGCUGAGCACCGAGUGGGGCCUGCCGAGCGUGGUGCGAGCGAUACUGGGGACAAGUCGAACCACUACUUAUAUUAAAGAACAUUCCGUUGUCGACCCUGAAGAGAAAAAAAUGGAGCUUUGCUCAACAAAUAUAACCCUCACAAAUUUAGUAUCUGUUGAUGAGAGAUUAGUUUACAGACCACAUCCUGAAAACCCAGACAUCACGGUCUUAACCCAAGAGGCAAUAAUCACAGUGAAAGGAGUCAGUUUGAGCAGCUACCUUGAGGGACUGAUGGCUCUUAGUAUGACUGCUAAUGCAAGAAAGGGAUGGGAUGCAAUUGAGUGGAUCAUUAAGAACUCAGAACGGGAGAACGUACCGUUAUGUGACAUGUGCUGAACAGCAAUAACCUCAACCAUCUCAGUAAUAAAACGGGCCAAAUGGUAAAGUGUGUGAGUGUGUGUGAGAUGGACAGCACCAGCGCUGGAAUCACAAGCGACUCGUCUGAGUCUGCACCUCUCUGUGUGUUGUACAGUAAGUGUGUGCUUCUUUUAAAGAGUGAACGUUUGAAGCACCACGGCGAAAAUCUCCUAAUCCGCAUAAAACUGCACUUUUAACGGUAAUAUAUACUAGUUGAAGUCACUGUUGAAUUACGGAAUAUUAUAUUUAAAUAUCAAGAUGCACUUCAAAUGCUCUCACUACCUCCUUUUGAGAAUCUUUGGACAUCCGUUAAGGUUAUCGGGUAAAUUAAGUGUUGUCUCUGUCAUGGGAAGCAUGUUUAACUGUGUUCUUAGUGCACAAGUCAUUUAAAAAAAUUUUUAAAUUUUGUUUUUGUUCAAAAAUAUUUAUCGAUGUUAAUAUUGCUAACUUAAAUAAUUCAGUUCACCCAAAAUGUUUACGCAUUGUUUUUGUUCCUUUUUCGUUCUUUUUUUUGUUUUUUUAUGUUACUAAUGUAGGAUCUGUUGCAAGGUGUUAUAUUUAUUUUUUUGGUGAAGAAAGAAACUUAAAGCUAAAAUUGGUUUUAGGGUUUUUUUUUUUUUUUUUUUUAACAUACCACUGUUUGUGUUAGUAUAGCAUAAUGUUAUACUGGUCAGAUUCAUUGUCACUGUUGUCCCUCACACUUGAAUGAUAUAUGAUGUAUUGAAUCAUCCCAGCACGAGUGCCAACGCACAAUUACCAGUUCAACAAGUCGUUUUUUCUUUAAAAAUUAUAUAAAAACGUGUCAUUUUCAGCAACCAUUUUUGUGCCAUGAAAAGAUAACGUCUCUUUGUAGUCCAUCUGCUCAGAAUAACGCUGUUUAAAUCGGCCAAAUCCAGAAAUCUUAGGUUUUAUAUUCUCAUUGAUCAUCAUCUUUUUUUUUUUUUUUUUUUUUUUCUUUUUUUUUUACAGAAAUAAUUUAUUUUAUUUUGCUUUAUGGGAAAUUGCAAGAAAAAACAAAACCUCAGCCUACAGUAUAAUCACUUGUAUAAAUGAAACACAUUGUUGGUUGAUUGUAGGCCUGUCACAGUUAUUCAAGCUGAAGGGAUUGAGCUGAUUUAACAGUUUAAAUUCCACACUUUAUGAAUUGAUGUUCCUUUAUCAAUAUAAUGAAGAGGGUGUGACGACAGGGAGCACGGUGGCUUAGUGGUUAGCAUGUUCGCCUCACACCUCCAGGGUCGGGGGUUCGAUUCCCACCGUGGCCCUGUGUGCGGAGUUUGCAUGUUCUCCCCGUGCUGCGGGGGUUUCCUCCGGGUACUCCGGUUUCCUCCCCCAGUCCAAAGACAUGCAUGGUAGGCUGAUUGGCGUGUCUAAGGUGUCCGUAGUGUAUGAAUGGGUGUGUGAGUGUGUGUCAAGAUGGAUGUCACCCUGUCCAGGGUGUACCCCACCUUGUGCCCGAUGCUCCCUGGGAUAGGCUCCAGGUUUCCCCGUGACCCUGAAAAGAUUAAGCGCUAUAGAAGAUGGAGGGAUGAUGUUCCGACAUAUUUCGAUCAUUUUUCUUGAUCAAAAGCUUUGGCCGAUUAACUAUUUGUAACUGUUAUUUUUUUCUGUUUUAACAGAUUUUAGUUAUUAUUUACUGACAUGUCUUUCCUGUGCGUUUUACGCAGGAAUUCUGGUGUUUUCAGUGUCAGUAAAUAGCUGUGUACAGUAUAUACAUUAUUACACAACUGAUAUAAUGUUCAUGAUACAACUGGCAGAACGUCAACAGGAAAGCCCUUUAAAUUGUUUACUGCAGUCAUUUGUAUGCCAGUGAAUUCUCAAUCAAAAUGUUAUAAUUGUGACAGGCCUAGUAGCAAACUGAAGGAACAGCGCAAGUCCCUGUUGAUCAUGUGAUGGCUCAUAUUUGGUGCUAAAAAAAAAAUUUGUGUGCUUGAAACUUUUUGCUAAACACUCUUUUCUCAGUGCACUGAUGGGACGUGAACGUGAAUCUGUAUAGAUAUGUGUCCUGGUGUAGAUUGUAUUUCUUACUGUUUCUUGUUAAUUGCUAUAGUAGAUGCGGUGUGAUGAUAAAACCUAAUGGCAGCAGCAUAAAUAUAUAUAUAUAUAUAAAAAGAUGUAUGCAUGUUUUUGUUUAUUAAUUUGUUGUUGUUUUAUUUGAGCAGGGAUGUCCCAAGGCUGUUUACAGUUGUGCUAUGAACUGAAAUAUCAUGUACAAUUAUGUAAAAUGAAUCACAUAGGGCUCCAAUUAAAGAGAACACAGUUUUCUCCCCCCACUAUAUCACACUAUAUAAAUAAUUACAAGUAUUUCAACUCCAUUUUUAGUUGCCAAAUUGUUAAUCAAAGCAAUCCGCUUAUCCAGGUCUUCGCUGUGUCCGUAUUAAGACGCAAGUACAGAGGAAGAAUAUAGAGGAAUCGUUCUAAUUACGCUUGAGCUGUCAAAAACACAUGAGCAAAUUAAAAUGUGCACAUUUUGUGCAAACUUCAUAGAGCCUUGACGUUAUUUACUGCGCAAUCUUUAUUAAGCACUCUUGCUUGAACUACACUAUAUGGAUAAAAGUUUGUGGACACUUGACUAUAAGACCCAUAUGUCCUGUGAGGAUUUGCUCAUUCAGCCACAAGAGCAUUAGUGAUGUAACGCGAGAAGGCCUGGGGUUCAGCCUGCUUUCUAAUUCAUCUCAAAGGUGUUCAGUGGGGUUGAGGUCAGGGUUCUGUGCAGGCCACUCGAGUUCUUCUACUCUAACCUUGGCAAACCAUGUCUUCAUGGAGUUUGCUUCGUGCACAGGGGGAUUGUCAUGAUGGAGCAUGUUUGCGCUUCUUAGUUCAAGGGAAAUUGUAAUGCUAAAACAUACAAAGAUAUUCCAGACAGUUAUGCGCUUCCAACUUUGUGGCAACAGUUUGGGGGAAAAACCACACACGAGUGCAGUGGUCAGGUGUCCACAUACUUUUGGCCAUAUAGUGUAUUUUAAGAUCUUGCUUCUAACAGUAGAGUGUCUGUCUUUGUCUUUGUAAAUUGUUUUUUUUUUUCAUGAUACAUGAUGUUUCUGAAAAUUUUGUUAUCCACAGUUUAACCCCUUAUCACACUGGUUCAGAUUUAUUUAUUUAUUUAUCAUCUGUACGUCCACUCCAGUUUGCUGAUGUUUUCGAUUUUGGUGUUAAUGAGAACAGUAAAUUGUACCUUGUACCAAAACUAUUGGUACCAAUUGUACCAGUCAUUUUUAUCAUUGGAUUCUAAACAUUUCUCGUUUUACGUGUCCGUCUUCUGUUCGUAAAUUGUUCUAAGGCAAUGGUCACCAACUCUGUUCCUGGAGACUUUAGCUCCAAGCAGAACUGUGCCCACCUGACCAGCUUAAUCAUUGCCUUAAGAAGUUCUUGAUCAACUAAAACAGGUGUGUUAGAUUUUGGUUGGAGAUGAAAACGUCAACAAAGGUCUAGAACUCUAGGAAGAAGGUUGGUGACCACUGUACUAUAGUGUGACUUUUUCUUCUGAAGUGUUUCUCACACAUUUACCAUACCAGUGUCCUGAGCGUAGUUUUUAAAUUCUGUACUAGUGAUAAAGGGGUGAGUUCUAUUGCGUUCUCGAGACUGGCUUCUUCGUCAUGUGUAUGAAAGCAUCUACCAAAAUAAAGAAACAUGACCGAGUGUAAAUGUAAGUGUAAUGUGCUGGCGUAUAGAGCACGAUGGCCAGUUCAACUGCUUCAUAUCCUUCAUAUCCAUCAAGCCUUUUCAUCAUGUACUGUAUUGUGUUAAUACUAUUACAACUGCGCUUAGAGGUGAGUGUUAGUACUUCAUUGGCAGGGAAGGAGUAAUAGGCUGAAUUUUACAAACCUUAUACGUCGGCUAACGAAUGGCUUUACAGAGCAAAUCCUUGUUUGUAAACAAGGAUUUAAUAUCGGCUGAGCUUUUUAUGACUGACAAAUUCCCACAUGUAGUCCUGAAUAAGGGGAAGAAAAAAUAAAAGAAGAAAAAACUUUACAAUGUUAGAUUAGAAUGCAAACAAUUGCAGUCUUUUGUUUAAUACUGCAUGUAGCUCUUUUUCAUUAGCCUUGUACAUAAUGCUGCUGUUAAGAAAGUUGUUAAUGGUGUUUUAUUUAUUUUGAUAUGAACCAGCAUGGUAAUAUUAUCUUGUAAUUUUAUUUAGAUCAAUUUAAAUAAAAUUGUACCCUAUUCAAAAGUGUGACUAUUCUGUAAAAAAAAUUUUUUUUGGGGGGGGGGAUAAAGCAUUACUUUUAUACUAUAUUUCUGUGAUUAGAAUAUAUGAGAUGCCACCAGAUGGCAGUAAAACACUACACAGAAAUAAAAGACCAUGGUUUAUUUUUCACCCAAUGGGAGCAGGAUGUAUUCUGGCUUGCUCUUCAAGAGUAUCAGUGUUUGCAUAACUGAACACAAGUGGGAUAUUGCAUUAAAAAAAAAAGAAGAAGAA
Ictalurus punctatus (channel catfish) is the source of this 5191-nucleotide messenger RNA. RefSeq names its product PRELI domain containing 3A (gene prelid3a). Gene Ontology annotation, molecular function: phosphatidic acid transfer activity. The transcript is spliced from 8 exons. Gene Ontology annotation, cellular component: mitochondrial intermembrane space. Bases 217 to 753 code for a protein of 178 amino acids. The record is from RefSeq and is a predicted model, not a curated record. Gene Ontology annotation, biological process: phospholipid transport. NCBI's taxonomy places the organism in Eukaryota, Metazoa, Chordata, Actinopteri, Siluriformes, Ictaluridae.